Molecule: messenger RNA, 4970 nt
Organism: Acanthopagrus latus (yellowfin seabream)
Lineage: Eukaryota; Metazoa; Chordata; Actinopteri; Spariformes; Sparidae
Gene: dync1li2
Product: dynein, cytoplasmic 1, light intermediate chain 2
Exons: 13
Coding region: 68-1546 (492 amino acids)
Biological process (GO): microtubule-based movement; microtubule cytoskeleton organization
Cellular component (GO): cytoplasmic dynein complex; centrosome
Molecular function (GO): dynein heavy chain binding
Source: RefSeq, a predicted model, not a curated record
GGAGGGAGGGCGGUGCUAGUGGUGCCCAAGAAGCAGGGCCUUGCCUUUGUGGUUGUAGAAAGAGAAGAUGGCUCCCGUUCUGGAGAAACAGCUCCCGGGCGCAGCCGGGGCAGGCGACAACAACAACGAAGACGAAGAAGGACAAAACCUCUGGACCUCGAUACUGAGUGAAGUUUCAACUAGAUCAAGUUCAAAGUUGCCAUCAGGAAAAAACAUCCUGGUAUUUGGUGAGGAUGGAUCAGGAAAAACGUCACUUGUGGCCAAACUUCAAGGAGCUGAUCACAACAAGAAAGGGAGGGGACUGGAAUAUCUGUACUUAAAUGUCCAUGAUGAGGACAGAGAUGACCUUACUCGCUGCAAUGUGUGGAUCCUGGACGGAGACCUAUACCACAAAGGCCUGCUUAAGUUCGCUGUUUCAGCGCAGUCACUACCUGACUGUUUAGCUGUGUUUGUUGCGGAUAUGUCACGGCCCUGGACCAUCAUGGAGUCGCUGCAGAAAUGGGCGAGCGUACUGCGUGACCAUGUGGACAAGCUCAAGAUCCAACCUGAGGACAUGAGAGAAAUGGAGCAGAAGAUGGUGAAAGCGUUUCAGGAGUAUACAGAGCCGGAGGAUGCCACCCCAGCCUCCCCACAGAGACGGGCCCCGACAGCAGGGGAAGACGAGGCCGUUGUGCUACCACUUGGGGAAAACACACUCACACACAACCUGGGCAUUCCAGUGCUAAUAGUUUGCACAAAGUGCGAUGCAGUCAGCGUACUGGAGAAAGAGCACGACUACAGAGAGGAGCACUUCGAUUUCAUCCAGUCCCACAUCAGGCGAUUUUCCUUACAGUAUGGAGCUGGCCUGAUCUAUACCUCAGUCAAAGAGGAGAAGAACAUGGACCUGCUUUACAAAUAUAUAGUACAUAAGAUGUAUGACUUCCAGUUCACCACACCUGCCUUAGUGGUGGAGAAGGAUGCAGUGUUCAUUCCAUCUGGAUGGGAUAAUGAGAAGAAAAUUGGGAUUUUGCAUGAAAACUUCACAACAGUCAGACCUGAAGAUCCAUUUGAAGACUUUAUCACAAAGCCUCCAGUGCGAAAGCUGGUUCAUGACAAAGAGAUAUGUGCAGAGGAUGAGCAGGUUUUCCUGAUGAAGCAACAGUCAAUGUUAGCGAAGCAGCCCGCCACGCCAACAAGAGGAGCAACAGAGUCUCCAGGACGGACAGCCUCAGGGUCUCCACGGCCCGCAGGUCGUGCCGGCCAACCCACUGUGACCAGCGGCUCACCAAUGGCUGCUGUCAAAAAGCCUGACCCUAACAUGAAAGCAGGGGCUGCCAAUGAGGGAGUGCUGGCUAACUUCUUCAACAGCCUGUUGAGUAAAAAGACUGGCGCCCCAGGGAGCCCAGGAAGUGGAGCAGUUGGAGCUGGAGUGCAAGGGUCUGCCAAGAAAACAGGGCAGAAGCCGGGUUUGACUGACGUCCAGGCCGAGUUGGACAGGAUGACUCGCAAACAAGACUCCAUGGUUUCAGCUAACAACAUACCACCGCCAACAGAGAACGAAGCGUGAAAGCAACAAAAACAGCUGCAUCGUCCACUGCAAAGAUUACAUAUACAUGCGAGCAUAAAAAGAAAUUGACCAAAUUCCCAAUGUCUAUAUCAGCCAGCACACACAGAGGUUGCACGAGAAUGAGUUCAGUUGCUAUCAGAUAUUUUGAUGGUCUGGUGAGAUGGGAAGAGAGAGAGCGAUGAUGAAGGUGUUUACGAGAUGCUAAGUGCUGAAGGCCUGGCUUUAUUUCUGUCCUCUCUUCCACUGUAAAUGUAAUUUUGUGAAGGGUGUCAGUUUAUGGAAAUAUGUGCACACUCCCUGGCAGCCUGGUGUGCCGGGCUGCAGGCCCUCUGGUUUCUGGGGUAUAACACCCUGCUGGUGGGUUUUAAAGAGUGGAAAUUUUACUGCUCCUGUGGCCUCUGGUUCAGCUUAUCUCAUGGAAGGAAUUUUGUUAUGAUUGGAAAGGUAUUUAAACUUAUAUUCAUUGAGAGAAGUAAUUAAAUACUUGCAAACAUAUGUAGUAUGUAAAAAAGAAAAAACAAAACAAAAAAAAGAUGUUGGAUGUGAUACUGAUGUAUUUAUACAAAGUUCCUCCUUUUUAUUUUAUUUUGUGCACCAUUUAUCGGUUUAAGCAAAAGUCAUCUGUUUUCACAUAACAUGUUAAAAUGCCACUGACGUCAUGACACUAAUAUGACAAGUCCAGAUAGCUGAUAGCAUAUCAUAUCAUUUGCUCUAAUCAUUUCGAAGGAUUCUGUAAAUAUAAAUACAAAAAAAAAUCUAUUCAGGUUAACUUUGAUUUUGUAUAAAAUGCAAUUCUGUCCAAAUUCUGAAAAUAGCUUCUUUGAUUAAAUGAGACUGGUUGAGAUUUGACAGGCAUAGAGGGUGCAACAUAAUCGCUUCUUCAGCUACAGGUGUGUAUAUUCGGGGAGGGGGUUGGGCAGCAUCUUUCCUACUAUAACUCCUAAGUGCCUCGCACAGUUAGCUGUUUGUGUCAUAGUAGAGGUGCUUGUCUGUGUAAGAGGAAAUGCACUGUAGCACGAUUGGUUAAAAGGUUUUUGUCCAUUUCUUGUCAUCCAAAUAAUUUAUUUUGUUUUACAUUUUUGUUAAUGUACAACAACAACUGUGGUCUCUGUUAUUUUUCAGAAAUAAGAUUUCUGUGGCCUAGCUGAUGGUGUUCAGUAGAGCAGUAGAUUGAAUACCUUCAUAAAAACUGUAAAGGCUUCUCAUAUUAAGAAGGAACAACAUGAUGGAAGUUUUGGGUCCAUCAGACGAACACUCACUGUGGUCGAAACCACUCGCUCUGCAGCCAAAAUACUCUCGCGAUGAUUUGUUGUGGUUUGAACAAGAUGAGAUGUUUUAUCCUUCAGUGUUCGACAGCACUCUGUCCUUCUGGUUUCACGUGUUUGAUUCUCGCUGUACUUUGCAUGUCAGUUAAAACAUUCCCAGUUUCUACAUGAAGUAGCUGUAGGAACCACAUCCCUAUAGGAAACCUGGUUGUCCAGUCGGGUCUUUUUUGUUUUGCUCUCUCUCAGUGCCCAUUUGAAUCUACAACCUUUGCCUUCAAUGUACAGCUAACAGUUUGUCACACUGGGCGCCCUGCCUUCACAGGAAUGCUCCUAAUUAAUUGUGUGUCCUUAAGGGGUUGCUUAAUUGUGUUAUGUAAUUUCUUUCUCUUUUUUUGCAUACUGUACCAUAUCAAAUAUUAUUUAUGGUUCAUGACACCAUAAUCUAAUCAAAAGUGUACAUUUUUCUUAAAACUGUAUGCAAGGCCCUACUUAAUCCUAUGGAUAGUGUAUAUGAGUAGCUUUCACAGAAGUACUGGCAAGAGUUAAGAGAGCAGCUAUUUGCUAUUGAAAUAAUGGCAAAAAAGGAAAACUGGAGUGAAUUGGAACAUGGAACCAAAGAUGCAUGUUAGUCAAUAUUUUCUGCUUUUAUAUUUUGUAAUCAUCCAUAAGAUUAACCAGUGGCCAUUAUUAUUUUGUCCUACUCUUGCAUGGAGCCCCUGCAUUCCAAACUUCAGACCUGCCUAUGAAGACUUGUUUUUGAAUAACACCCUGUACAAAAUGGUAGAAAUGCCUUGCUCCACUCAACCAUAUCAAGACAUACAUUCAAGAGUUAAAGGAGAAAUAAUUGUGUACCUAAAGAUUAUGGUGAAUCCUCUAAAUUUUGUUUUCAAUUAAGGUUAUCUUCAUUUAAAGAAAAGAUUUGCUCUGUAAGGGAAUUAACCACGUGACCAUACUGGUGUACAGUCUACUGUAUGCAUGAUUUGAUUUGUUGUCAAAAUGAUGCUUCUCAUCUGUUUUUGGAUUUACUUUUGAUCAGAACAAAGCUCUUAUUGUUUUUAUUUUUCCUUUUUAUUUAAUUAUUUUUUUUCUCAUCUUGUUUAAUGACGGGGUGGAACGUGCCCCUGAGAGUCUGUUGCCGAAGUGGAUGAAGCACAAUUUGAGAACAGCCAGGAGCCGCACCGCCACAUGUUGAAAUAAGCACUUUCCCUGGGACACUUGUAUCAAUUCCCUUUUGGUACAGUUAAUGAUACAGAAUGCAUAUUUUUCUUUUUUUUGCCUUUCUGCCUUUCUAUUAGAACAUUUAGUAAAUGAACCUAGAAGUUAACCUACACAGCGAAACUUCAUUAUUUAUCUACAUUUGCUGCAGACGUUAUGGAAGGUGCUCGUGGUGGUUAACUGUGGAAUGGCCCCUUUCUUUUGGUGAUGUACAUUUGGAAAUCAUCAUCAUCACACCGUUUUGCUUAGGGAUGUUUUUGGGACACCUCAAAGCAAAUCAACCAAAUACAUUUCCAUUUCUUUUACAGGUCUGUCCUUUUUUGCCCACAAAACGUACCCUCGUUUGUGUUUACAUCCUACUUGGGCCUGUUUUCUUUUUGUUGUCAAAUACGUUUUGUCCCAGACAUUUUCUGUUUUUAAAAUAAUUGUAAAAUGUCACUGUAACCUGAUUGACCACACUGAUAUUUCCACAUAAAAACAUGGCCACGCUUGUUAAAUUUGGCAUUUAACUGAUGGGAAUGAAGUGCUCUCAUGUUAUUUGGUUUCAAAGUUGCUCUUGCUCUUUGUAAAGAUCGGUUGUCGCUCCCAAGAAUGAAUAAUGAACAGAUGUUGUAACUUUUGUAUUCAAGCGUCAGUUGAAAGUGACUGCCUUGUCACAUCCUAACUGAAUUGCCUUUGACCACUAUCAACAGUCUACGUCUAUAUAUGAGACUUUGAGCUUCUGCUUCCAGUCCUUUUGUAUUCAGGAUAUCAAGACAUUGUAAGCACAUGGCCGGCUGCACUUCUGUGUCCUGAAUGAAUUCAGAAGUUUGAUUGUAUGACUUUUAACACAAUUCUGUAGCCUCUAAGCUGCCAUGUGGACACUUUUGCUUCUUACACCGACAAAAAUAAGGAAAAUGUUUAUCAGACCCCUGGCUUCAAUAAAACCAAGAAUCCAAACUUUG